CCGCUGUCGUCCCUUUUCGGCAAAAACCAAGAAAUGCAUAUUUCGUUAGCAUUCCAAAUUUAAGUGAUGGUUUAUGUAAUUAACCCGUAACACUACAAAAUGGAAAAAUGACAAACAAGGAGAAAAUAUAGGCAAAUUGAAAAUGAUAUGCGAUGAGGUUUUUUUGAAUAAUGCGAUGAGGUUAAUAAAUACAUUUUCCAGCCGGCAACAGCAGCAGAAACCAAAAUGUGGCCUCUCCAAUUUGUCGGAUUCCGCCAUUGAUAAUCGGAUUCAUUAUCAAACUGCAUCUUCUUCCCUGGAUUGGAAAUAACGUCGAUGGAAUCCUCUGCUUCACUCUUCUCUGCCGCCAUGGAACCCCUCUCUCUAUAUAACUGGAAUCUCCCCAACCACCAUUUCUCCCCCAUCGAAUUCAAUUCGUAGAUUAUCCCUUUCCCCCAUUUUCUCAAUUUACCAAGAAGCCCUCUGUUUUCCCCUGAUUCCCUUCCCAAUCUAAUCCCUAUCACUAUCUGUCUUCUACCCAGAUCCGCAAAAACUGCCACCGAUGGGAUCCGGCGGCGACCAAGAAUCCGGCGGAGUCGCGACGACGACGACGACAAAAUCCAAGCUACGCUACAAUUCGCCUCUGGUCCAAGUGGUCCUCAUCGGACUGGUCUGCUUCUGCUGCCCGGGGAUGUUCAACGCCCUCUCCGGCAUGGGCGCCGGCGGCCAGGUCGACCCCACCGCCGCCAACAACGCCAACACCGCGCUCUACACCACCUUCGCCGUCUUCGGCGUCCUCGGCGGCGGAUUCUACAACAUCCUCGGCCCGCGCCUCACCCUCGCCGCCGGCUGCAGCACCUACGUCCUCUACGCCGGAUCUUUCCUCUACUACAACCACCACCAGCACCAGGCCUUCGCCAUCGUCGCCGGCGCCAUCCUCGGGAUCGGCGCCGGAUUCCUCUGGGCCGGGCAGGGGGCAAUCAUGACGUCAUACCCACCGCCGAAUCGGAAAGGGACCUACAUCGCUCUGUUCUGGAGCAUCUUCAACACCGGCGGAGUCAUCGGCGGGUUAAUCCCUUUCGCCCUCAAUUACCACCGUGAAGCCCCUUCCGUCAACGACGCCACCUACAUCGGAUUCAUGAUUUUCAUGUCCGCCGGAACAAUCCUCUCCCUAGCCAUCCUCCCGCCGAGCAGAGUAAUCCGCGAGGACGGCAGCCAGUGUACCAAAAUCAAAUACUCCAAACCCUCAACGGAAGCAAUCGAGAUUCUCAAACUCUUCGGGAACUGGAAAAUGCUUUUAAUCGCGCCGGCGGCCUGGGCGUCCAAUUUCUUCUACACCUACCAGUUCAACAACGUCAACGCGGCGAAAUUCAACGUCAGGACCCGCGGAUUGAACAAUGUGUUCUACUGGGGAGCGCAGAUGGUGGGCGCGUUUGCAAUCGGGCAGGUGCUGGACUUCAGCUGCAAGAGCAGGAGAAACAGGGGAUUUCUAGGGAUUGCGAUUGUAGGGGUAAUGGGGACCGCGAUCUGGGGCGGCGGAUUGGCCGAUCAAUUGGGUUACUCGUUCGAUAAAAUGCCGGCGAAGCUCGAUUUCAAGGAGUCCGGGGGGAAAUUCGCGGGGCCGUUCGUUUUGUACUUUGGGUAUGGGCUUCUGGACGCGGUUUUCCAGAGCCUGGUGUAUUGGGUGAUCGGAGCUCUGGCCGACGAUUCGGAGGUUCUGAGCCGGUACGUUGGGUUCUACAAAGGGAUACAGAGCGCCGGAGCUGCGGUUGCGUGGCAGCUUGAUACGAAGAAGGUUCCGAUGCUGACCCAGUUGAUUGUGAGCUGGGUUCUUACUACGAUAAGUUACCCGUUGCUGAUUGUUCUUGUGGCGUUGGCCGUUACCGAUGAGGUGAAGCCUGAGGAAGACAAAAAUGGGGAAGCUUUGGAUCGGAAGAGUUACGCUGAUGAGAGUGACAACAACAAGCCAAUUUAAGAUCGGUGUUGUUUGUGAAUUGUGAUAUCUUUUCAAUUGUAAUUCUUGGUGUGUCGAUUGAUAUACGAGUGGUUUAGUGAGCUGCGUAAAAGUGUGUUAAGUUAAGAAUUUGUGUGUGUAGGCAACAUAAGAGUUGUGUCGAUCUUUACUCGAUGUGUGUUUCAGUUGGUGAAUCGGGUUGUUCUGCCGAUUUAAUUGUAGGAAAAUUACUCUUGGGUCUGCACCCUAUUCUCCAUCCUCCUGGGAUGGCGGGAAUCCUCGCUGGUGUGUAUGUGGGAUGGGGGUACGAGAGCUGGGUCCCACUCUGCUAGCGGAAUGGUGCUUCUUGACCCUCAUAGGAAGGUCCUCUGAGCUCAAGGGGUCCAGUUUCGGUCUAUUGAUGAUUCUUUAGUGGUGGAACCACUCGUCCUCCGGGAAGCUAUCUCGUGGUGUGUGGCUAAUGGAUUCCAGGAUGUGAGAUUUGAAGGCGAUGUCAAGGUCAUCAUCGAUAAAAUCAAUCAAGCUGAGACUAGAGAUAGUAGGAUUGAGAUGGUCUUAGAGGGAAUCCGGCAAUGUAUGGAGAAUCAUUCUGGGUUUAGUUUGCGAUUUGUAGGACGGAGGAACAAUAGGGUAGCCCAUGCGGUGGCUAGAAACGCCCUUUCUUUGUACCCGUCUAUGUGUCGCUCUUUUAAUUUUCAGGCCUGACUGUUUUCCAGGGUGUAACUGUGUCUAUCUUGAAUCAAUAUAUGAUUAUCUUUUGUAAAAUAAAAAAGGCGUAAAGGAUUAUUUGUAAGCCAUUUUUGUUAGGUGAAUGAAAACUAUGUUAGUUACUAUCGAGUGAAGAAUAAAUUUUCAGUUCAGGAUGGACGUGUGGUGAAAGUUGGGUAGAUGAGAUUCGGGCCGAUAAGAAAUGAAUUGAUGCUCAAACUAAAGAGCUGAUUGGAAUUGAAAUGAAUUGAAUUAGAUUCCUCUGUUUUAGUUUUUCUUGUAGGAAAAAAAAAAUAGGGGAUGGAAUUGGAAAUUGUGCGUUGACGAAGGUUAGGUGGGCCAUGAUUUUUGAUACCUUCCUUUUCCUGUGAUGUGGAUAUUUUUUAAUUUUCCGAGGAAAUCGAAUCUAUGGGAUUGGGAUUUGGGAUGGGAUUCAGAGGGCCACGCCUACUUGACUCCAUCCCUAUGACCAAAUCGGCCAUGAGACCAGUUCGCUUGGGCUCGCCAAAAGCCCAACAUCAUAUAAUAUUCUUAUUAAGUCUGGUUCAGCGACAAGGUGACGGGCUUCUCCAACCCGUACCAACAAACGGAGGCCCACCCGAUCUCCAUUUCUAAGUUCGACCCAUAUGGAUUAGGGUUUCUAUCAGCCGAAUGUAUAUAUGCUGAGAUUACCGAAUUCGAUAGAAGGACUAGUCUCAAAGAUCAUCGUUGAAAUACCGUACGAUAAAUUUCAACAUGCAUCUCAGCUUUUUACACAAGGGUUUCGCUUAACUUUUGAAGAGGAAUAAGCUAGCUAGGCUCAUGUAUGGAGUCACCUCAAUGGGCCCGGGACACGCACUUUAGUAUCCACAUUCAUCAUGCACUAAGCGCGGAUCAGGUUGGAUAAUACAUAUGCUGGUAUAUGGCGAGAAAGAAAUUGCACAAUUGAAUUGAUUGAUUGAUUUACAAGGUUUCCUGAAAAAAAUUAACUUUAUAUGUAAAACACAAACAAAUUAUUUUGGAUUUUGCUACGGUGACAUGCAUGUCACGGUGACAUGCAUGUCACGGUGACAUGCACUUUUAGGUCGACCUCAUAUAGGAUUAGUUCGACCUAAUAUGUUAUUUCAGUGUAAAAACAGUUUCAUGGUGCCUACUUUGGAGAUUCAUAUCUUACAAUUGGCUAGAUGGAAAUUGGAGAUUAAAGGCUUGUUUUGAAG
Linum trigynum is the source of this 3837-nucleotide messenger RNA. Lineage: Eukaryota; Viridiplantae; Streptophyta; Magnoliopsida; Malpighiales; Linaceae. The record is from the annotation of a GenBank genome assembly.